GCACUGCAAUUUGAAGUGUUCAUAAUCCCACCGUCUACUGAUACAUUUUCCUGAUUACCCUCCGGAGUAAAACCUGAAUUGUACUAGGGCCGUUUCUGAACCUGAAAAUGGAGAAAAUCAGGAGAGCAUCACAUGCUGGUUCGUGGUACACUGAUAAUCCCCAGAAACUGGAAAAAGAGCUUGAUGAGUGGUUGAGAGAGUCUGGGCUGACCAAGUCGUCUGAUGUACGGGGUGUGAUUGCCCCCCAUGCUGGCUAUUCAUAUUCAGGGCGCGCGGCGGCUUUUGCUUUUGGAAACAUAGACCCAGCAAAUAUUUCUCGGGUCUUCCUGCUUGGCCCAUCACACCACUAUUACACUGCAAAAUGUGCACUUUCGAAAGCCACAGUUUACAAGACCCCCAUAGGAGAUUUACCUAUUGAUAUGGAAGUCAUUGAGGAGCUGAAAGCUUCAGGGAAGUUUGAAAUGAUGGACCUGAGUGUUGAUGAGGCUGAGCACAGCAUGGAAAUGCACCUGCCAUACCUUGCUAAAGUAUUUCAUGGGUAUACAGUGGAAGUAGUUCCUAUCUUGGUUGGUUCUCUUAGUCCAAUGCACGAAGCCAUGUAUGGAAAAUUUCUGGCAAAAUACGCAGAUGAUCCAACAAAUUUCUUUUCAGUAUCUUCAGAUUUUUGUCACUGGGGCUCACGGUUUCAUUACACAUACUAUGACAAAACACAUGGAGAAAUUCACAAGUCAAUUGAAGAACUGGAUAAGAGGGGCAUGGAUAUAAUAGAAACAGGAGAUCCAGAUGCAUUUCAAGAGUACUUGUCGAAGACUGAAAACACCAUAUGCGGACGCCAUCCAAUAAGUGUUUUCCUUCAUAUGGCAAAGAACUGCUCGACAAAGAUGAAGAUUAAGUUCCUUCGGUAUGAGCAAUCAAGCCAGUGCAAGAGCAUGAGAGACAGCAGUGUGAGCUAUGCAUCAGCAGCAGCAACCAAGGUUGAUGUUUGAACUUGGAAGAACAUCGUGUGCAUUUUCACCGACUUAUCAUGUUGAACAGGGAAUGUUCGACUAAGCAACUAAUGAUUGGUUUAAUACUGAUGGGUUUUUUACCCUCUUUUGUUUCAAACUUUCAAUCUACAUGGACGUGUCUUCUUUAAUUGUGAGUUAAAAAAUGUGAAAUCAUCUAGUGUUUCAGGUUUGUAGUCAUGAAAAGGGUGGAAAUAGAAACGUAACUGCGGGUACACCCAGUCUGUUCCCGUGUCAAUUCCGCUCCAAUUUUUGGGCUGCUUCUGGGCGGGAUUCUUUGCCUAUUAAAAAAACAGGUUCCUGAACUGGUCUAGUCCUAUUUUGGAGGAAUACGCGUGGACCCUAACCGGAUCCGGUGUUGGUACCGGGUAUAAUUUGGUCAGAAAUUUUAAAAUGCCCGUUACGGGCUUGUUAGUGAGCACGUUGAACGCACUAACGUACAUAAUACUACUAUACUUCG
This is a messenger RNA of Cuscuta epithymum, 1464 nucleotides long. NCBI's taxonomy places the organism in Eukaryota, Viridiplantae, Streptophyta, Magnoliopsida, Solanales, Convolvulaceae. The record is from the annotation of a GenBank genome assembly.